AUGCUGGGCUUCCUGUCACGUGGUCCUCCAGUGAGGCUGUGCGUGGGUAUGGCGUGUGUCUUGUCCCUUUGGAACACAGUGUCUGGCAUUGAAGGGGAAACCAAGAAAGAGAAGGAAAUGACCUUCCUACCUACCACAGUGUCUGGCCUUAGAGGAGAAGAGAGGAAGGAGAAAGGUGUGGCAUUUCUCGCUACCACGGAGCUGCCUGCAGGGUCAAUCGAUCUGUCCGCACUCAACCUGACAGAGCUUGUGAAUGGGAUGCUGAGUAGAGCAUUAAAAGAUAGCAAGAAGUUCUUCUCCUUGCUGAGUGUCACUUCUUACAGCUCCUUUGCCUUCCACAAGUUUUCUGUAGCUGUCUACAACAUUUCUAACCUGAAGACGGUGGACCCCACCAAAUUCCCUACAAGGUAUUGCUACUGUUUAAACAAUCAGACCAAUGACUUAUCAGAUUUUACAGCCCUCCUGGUAGACAUCAUUGGAAAUUCUACCAGCUACCUCACAGAGAUUUUUAAGUCAACCUCCAUCCUCUCAGUGAGUCAAAGUAAUGAAUCAGAUUGCAUCUUCAUCUGCGUGAUGACAGGAAAGUCAGGAAGGAAUCUUUCUGACUUCUGGGAGAUGGCGGAAAAAUACCCUGUUAUCAAUUACACAUUUGCCAGCGGCAUGUCCGAUGUCCUGGGUGCAGCUACCAGGGGAACUAGUAGGACUUCAACCCCCACAACCAAAAGCCAGAAAACACUGCCAAGUACAAGCCCCGGAUCCUGGGCCCAGAGCACACCCUGGGCAUCUGCUCUGAGAACCUCUUCCUGGAUAGAGACAGCUGCUCCUUCAGAAGCAGAGGAGACUCUGAACACAGGCCAGCCUCCUGAGCUUCCUGCCAGGGCCACAGCCACAUGGGCCAGUGCCUCCCGUGCUCUCCCAGCCUUAGCUACCAGGAGGGUGGCCAGAACUCAGUGGGUGACAGCUGACAGACAGACAUGGGCUUCCGUAUCGUCCAUGCCCUGGACUCAGACCAGCGGUGAGAAAAAUCCUGGAGGGUAUCCCUCAGAAACUCGUUCUUCCCCACCGACUGCUGCAGGGGCCAAGGAAGCCAUGAACACUAUGAGCCUUUUGGUGCUUCCUGCUGGGAUAAUGGCCACACCUGGCAGCCCAUCCCAGUCCAGCUCUACCUGGGGAGCAUUCACCCAUGGCACACAGACUGCGAGUCCAACAAAGGCAACAGCCCCCAAAGAUCCACAGACAGGGGAUCUCCCUGCAGAGUGGCCAUUCACCCCCGGAGAAGAGCCAGUCCUGGUCCCAAGGCCCCAUCAAGUUUCAAGGUGUCCUCAGCCGCUCUUCAAGGUGGGAGCCAUGGCAGCUGCUCCUCUCACCCUGGCUAUCCAGAGGCUCAAUCCAUGCCUGAUGGAGCUGUGUCACUUCUUUCAGCAAUGCCUCUGCAUGAGCCAGAGAAGUCCCAGGACAGACGACAUGAGAUACUGUCUUGAAUACUAUUCCUGGUUUCUGAAGAAUGCAACAUACAUCUGUCAGAGGGUGAAAAGGGUGUCCCACUCACACACCUUAAAGCAAAAAUGCCUUGAGAAUAUCUGCAAGUCUGUAUGAGACCUGAAAAAUAACACUAGGGCAAAACAAUGACUUCAGGGGCUAUGCCGUCAUCCUGGCUCUUCUCCCAGCUGGGCUACACUUGAAGAAUUCACCCAGGCUCCAGAUAGAUCAUCAAUUAAUUGAAAGUGAUUAUUCUUGGAAGUAGCAUUUUCUUUCCCUCUCCCGUGAAUCUGUGUAAAACAUUGAAGGUAGAAGUUUUCCUUUUAGAGGCCUCACAAUUAAUACAGUAAUGCCGAACUCCCUGCCUGCUUCAAAGUCAUGAAAAUGUAGUAUUCAUGCUCAAGAAACUCCUGCAAUGCUUGAGGCAAUCCUGUCAAUUUAAAACUGCGGAUGCAUGGGCACCCUAGCCUGCACAAACCAGUUCAACCACGGAGACUCUGGCACAAGACCUGAGGUGACUUAAACUUGAGACUCUUGAAGACAACAAAAGCAUUUAAGAUGGAAUUCAUACUUUAGAGAGAUUCACAUAUACUGUUUCUAUACAGUUAAGUAAAACAUGUACAACCAAUCAGAUUUGCCAUACUAUGGGAUCUAUAUAAUCUUCCAAGUCCCCGUAAGUAGGCAAUAAUGAAAACUUUAUCAUUAGGAGGAGGUUUAGAGAAUUGUUUUCAUUGACAUCUUGUCUUGAUUCUGUGUGUCCCACUGGGUUCAGAAGUCCCCAUGAGCACCCUCAGGGUCAAUGAUUCACCAGUAGAAUUCAGAGGGCAGGAAAAUUAUUAUAUGCGCAUUUAGCAUUUACUACAGCAAAAGUCUGCAGAUGAAGAUAAGCAAAGGUAAAAGGCACCUCUAGAGAGAGUCUAAGAGAGCCCAGGCACAAGCUUCCAGUGGGCUUGCACAGCCAGCAUCUAAUCCUCCCAGCAGCAAUGCUUACUAACAUGUAUAGUAUUGUCAGCCAGGAAAGCUCAUCCAAUCCUCAGUGUCCAGGGGAUCUUUUGGGGUGUGGAGUAGGUAUGCAGCCUUCAUGGUCUGCAUGGCUGAACUUAGUGAUUCAGUCUCCAGUCCCUCUAGAGAUCAAGCUGAUACUGCAUGACCUGAGGCCCCACCAUUAGUCACAUUGUUAACAAAAACUACCUGUCAUGGCACAAAGGCCCCAGUACACAGAGACACUCACCAUGCAGGAUAUUCCAAGGGUUUAGCGGAGAUUCCCCAGGAGUAGGUCAAGGGCCAGACAUUUCUUUGGAAGGUAUGAGGUUUGAGCUCCCUGUGGAGCCAAGCUUCUACUGCAUCCCCACAUACUGAGGUGCCCCCUUCAUGGUACCUUUUUCGCAAUGUCCAGGUUUGUGGUUGCUCCAGUAUCUCUGUAAAUGUCGGUCUCCAUGUAGAGCAUGUGUGCUGUCUCCAGCAGCCCUGCACAGACCCCUUAUUCUUCAUCACCAGGGACAGCCUUCCCCCUGAUGUGCCUGGUGCUCCUUCUCCUCUCUCUUGCCUUAGAGCUCUGCCAGGCAGAGAGAGGUUUUUUCACCCUUUUGUGAUCUAUGGCUGCCCUUGGGUGAGGAAAGUCACUUUUGGUUCAUGAUUGAAGUGUCAAGCAGUUUCCCCCAUUGGAAGACCCCUGAGUGCCUGGCACUGCCUGUGAACUACAGGUGCCUGGGGAGGUAGAACCUGGACAUCGGAGAGACGAGCUGCCAGACAUUCCUCUUUCUAGUCUUAUGCAGAAAAAUUUCUUUUUACUUUCCACAACACUUUAAAGACUUUCCAGGUUAUGCAAAUGUCAAGCUCAUAAAUGUAUGUCGUCAUGCCUUUUGCAGAGAUGAAAAGGAUACAGCAAAUUUUCUGGGAGGCAAAGGGACUUCUACCUGGAUAGGAACCAAGCCAGCUCAUUAAGUGUGGGUUAAUUUAUUUCAGUCCUUGCACAGAUAUUAAUUAAGGGCCUUUGGCAGGGAAGGAUCCCCAAGGUUCCCCAAAGAGUAACUUAUCAUCAAGGAAGGUGAAGAAUGGAUGGAUGGCUUGGGCCUAAGACCAGGGCUUUUCACCUGUGGGGAAACCCACGUGGACCCAGUUACCCCAUACUUCAGAAAUAAUGACUGAGAUGACUAUAACCUUUAAGAAGCUCAAAUGUGGAAUAUCUCUGAGGCGUAGGCAGGGAUCUGACCAAGCGUCAAGGACAAAGGCUCAGAGGACUCCCUGGGGCCAGCUUUCUACAAUCUCACCAUCAGCCAAAACAGCAGCAAUGGCAGGAGGAAAACAGGACCCAGGAGUGGCUGAUGACUGCAUGGAGUCCAGCUGGUCUCCUGGAGUUCAUGGGGGGUUGACCCCUUCUGAGCUGAAUGUGUCCUGAUUUAGGGGAUAGCUAGGGCAAUGAGGAAGCCUCUGGGGGUGCUGCUGAUCUGGAAGUACUACUAAUUUGUGUGUAUGUGGCCACCAAUGGUUAAUAGAUUAGGUAAAAGAAAUGGGACAGUUACUGUAUCUGCACUGAUGAAGGAGAUUGCGGUUACAUGCAUAAAGUUAUUAAAGGGCAUUCUUCCAGG
Sapajus apella (tufted capuchin) is the source of this 4067-nucleotide messenger RNA. RefSeq names its product HERV-H LTR-associating 1 (gene HHLA1). The transcript is spliced from 16 exons. Bases 1 to 1596 code for a protein of 531 amino acids. Lineage: Eukaryota; Metazoa; Chordata; Mammalia; Primates; Cebidae. The record is from RefSeq and is a predicted model, not a curated record.